Molecule: messenger RNA, 2460 nt
Organism: Recurvomyces mirabilis
Lineage: Eukaryota; Fungi; Ascomycota; Dothideomycetes; Mycosphaerellales; Teratosphaeriaceae
Gene: PXA1
Product: ATP-binding cassette long-chain fatty acid transporter pxa1
Exons: 2
Coding region: 1-2460 (819 amino acids)
Biological process (GO): peroxisome organization; long-chain fatty acid import into peroxisome; fatty acid beta-oxidation
Cellular component (GO): peroxisomal membrane
Molecular function (GO): ATP binding; long-chain fatty acid transmembrane transporter activity; ABC-type transporter activity
Source: RefSeq, a predicted model, not a curated record
AUGGCUGCACAAUCCACCUUACGCCGUUCCACGGCAGAUCGCUUCUCAGACCUCUUCGACCACUUCUAUGAGCGAUUGCAAGCCCGACUCGAUGCCUACCAAAGACGCAGUCCCUUGAGUAAACGAACGACUCGGUUGAUUGCCACGCUCGCCCUAUCGCUCACAAUCGUCGCCAGCAGUUAUGGAGGGUAUAGGCUAUAUCGUCGUCGCAAGAAGGAGCAGACCUUGGGCAGACAACUCCUCCGACGCAACAGUGGGCUGAAGAGCAAGGAUGGGUCGAGAACGAUAUUCGUGCCUUACAAGGACCGGACGACGAAAGUCACGAUACACCCUACGAAGAAUACCACAUUCGACGCCCAUCGAAGACUGUUCCUUAGCCCACCCAAGCAGACUGGGAUGGAGGCUGGCGUACCACCAACUAAUAUCAAGCCGGGGCUGAACAUGGCUUUCAUACAUCAGUUUGGUGCAUUGAUGAACAUUAUGAUACCACGGUGGAGGAGCAAAGAGACGGGCUUGCUCAUGACGCAUGCUAUCUUUUUGUUACUACGGACGUACCUCUCCCUCGUGGUAGCCCGCUUGGAUGGCGAGAUCGUCCGCGAUUUGGUAGCCGGGAAGGGUAAUGCCUUUCUGCUCGGUAUAGCCAAGUGGCUCUCGAUCGGUGCCGUCAGUAGCUAUACGAAUAGCACGAUCAAGUUCUUGCAGUCCAAGAUUAGUAUUGCAUUUCGGACGCGACUGACACGGUACAUCCACGACCUGUACUUGAACAAGAGUUUGGCCUAUUACAAGCUUCACAACUUGGACGGUGGCGUGGGACAAGGAGCAGAUCAGUUCAUUACACAAGAUCUGACGCUGUUCUGCGACAGUGCUGCUUCUCUGUAUUCGAGCUUAGGGAAGCCAUUGGUCGAUCUGGUGACUUUCAAUUUCCAGCUUUACCGAUCUCUUGGACCCUUGGCGCUGAGUGGCCUUCUGAUCAACUACUUCGCCACUGCGACCCUACUUCGUCGUCUCAGCCCACCGUUUGGGAAGAUGAAGGCAGUCGAAGGCCGCAAAGAAGGCGACUUCAGAUCUAUGCAUGCCCGGCUCAUCGCCAAUGCGGAAGAAGUUGCCUUCUACAAUGGUGGCGAGACAGAGCAUAUACUGCUUGACCAAGGGUUCCGAGAAUUACGAAAGUGGAUGGAGAAUAUAUAUCGCAUCAAGGUUGGGUACAACAUGCUCGAGGACUUUGUGCUGAAGUACUCGUGGUCGGCAUUCGGAUACCUCGUGACAAGCAUGCCUGUCUUCCUACCUACUUUGGGUGGGCUGCCGCCUGUCAGCAAUACUGCACAAUCGACAGCUCAAUCAGGCGUUGUACUGGCUGAGCAUUCGUCCGAACGCUCUGGUGGCCGCAUGAAGCAAUUCAUCACCAACAAACGACUCAUGCUUUCACUUGCCGACGCAGGGGGAAGAAUGAUGUACUCGAUCAAGGACUUAUCCGAGCUCGCCGGGUACACUUCUCGGGUAUACACAUUGAUCAGCACGCUCCACCGCGUACACGCUGAAGCAUACUACCCUGCUCGCGGCACAUACGCAGAGCUUUUCAGCUUAGCAGAUGUGCAAGGUACCUUGCAUAAAGGCUUCGAUGGUGUGCGUCUCGAGAAUGUACCGGUGGUAGCGCCAAGUGUGUAUCCAAUGGGUGGUGAAGAGCUCAUCGACAGUUUGUCCUUCGUUGUGGGGCCAGGUGAUCAUCUACUCAUCACUGGACCUAACGGCGCAGGCAAGAGUGCAGUCAGCCGUAUUGUCAGUGGUCUGUGGCCAGCUUAUCGCGGCCUCAUCUCUCGUCCCCGUCAUGAUGGUCAAGAUGGUAUCAUGUUCUUGCCGCAGCGGCCAUAUCUCAGCCCUGGCACCCUCCGAGAUCAGGUUAUCUAUCCUCAUACAGAAAUAGACAUGCAGGCUGCCGGGCGGAGGGAGAGCGAGCUGCAAGCAAUCCUAGAGCAGGCUAAGCUGGGCUACAUCCCUGAAAGAGAAGGUGGUUGGGAUACGAGGAAGAUGUGGAAGGAUGUGCUCUCUGGUGGCGAGAAGCAGAGGAUGGGUAUCGCGAGGCUCUUGUACCAUGAGCCCAGAUAUGCUUUCAUCGAUGAGGGCACGAGUGCGGUGAGCUCGGAUGUGGAAGGCUUGCUGUACGAGACGGCGAAGGCGAAGGGGAUCACACUGAUAACGAUCUCCACUCGCGCUUCGCUGAAGCGCUAUCACUCUUACACCUUGACCCUCGGGCUGGGCGACGAGGCCAACGAGUACGAAUUUUUGCGGAUUGGUACAGCGAGCGAGAAGAGUAGUGUCGAAAAGGAGCUAGCGGAGCUGCGGGAGAGACUGAGCCAGGUGGAUGAAUGGAAGAGGCGGAAGCAGGAAAUCGAUGUCGAACUCGGAAAGGUCUGGGUGGCGGGAGAUGGAAAUGCUGAACAGUCCUCCCUCGAUGCGCCCUGA